CUGGCACGCCAACUGGCGGCUGGUAUCGUUGGUUGCCAACUGUACCUGGAACGCAAGACCGGUUAUCGGGACGGCGAUGAUUCAAACUCCGUCACCUACUACGACCUGCCGUUGCGGCCCGUUUUGCAGAAAAUAUUCAGCGAUAACCGACGAUUGGUGGUUUUCCUGCCCGUUGGCGCCACUGUCCGGAUUCUGGCGCCGUUGCUGGUUAACAAAACCAGCGACGCCGCCGUCGUGUGUGUUGACGACGCCGGUCGGCACGCCGUCAGUGUAUUGUCGGGGCAUCGUGGCGGAGCCGACGCUCUGGCCAGGGAAGUCAGCGCUGCCAUCGGGGCUGCCGCCGUUAUUACCUCUGCUUCGGAUGCGUUGGGUGUAACUCCCGUGGAUAUCGUCGGGCGAGAAUUGGGAUGGGCUGUUGAAGCAACCGCCACUGAGCUGACGCGUGCGGCGGCGGCGGUGGUAAACGGAGACCGUGUUGCACUCUGGAUAGACCCCGAGGCUAAUGUGUCCUGGCCAUGCGCCGUGCCCCUCGGGAAAAAUAUCGUGGCCGUCGACGCCAUUGCCGACGUUCUUGAUGGCGCGUUUUCAGCCGCGCUAUUGGUAACCGACGGACUCACUCCUCUGCACGGGGCCAUCAGGGAGGCUGGUAUAUCGCUGGUUGUCUACCGACCGCCCACUAUGGUGGCCGGCAUAGGAUGCCGUCGCGGUGUAGAGGUUGAACACCUGCGCGAGCUAUUGGCGCGCACGAUGGAAGCCCACGCAUUGUCGAUCAAGUCUGUGGCCGCGUUGGCCACCGCAGACAUCAAAGCCGACGAGGAUGGCAUUGUAGAGUUGGCCGAAGAAUUCGGCGUCCCGCUGCAUACAUUCACACCCGACCAGCUGAAUGAUUCCGUCGCUGGUCAUGGCAAAACCACGGACUCCGCUUGCGGAGUGAUCAGACCGACCCCGUCCGCUGCUAACCAAUUGCUGGGAGUCUACGGCGUGUCUGAGCCGGCCGCCAUGCUGGCAGCAAAUUCCAGGGGGUUGAUUGUUCCUCGAACCAAAUCCGAUCGGGCAACGGUGGCGGUGGCCCGCAUCGAGCCGCGCCCAAAGGACUAUUGA
Geodia barretti is the source of this 1101-nucleotide messenger RNA. The record is from the annotation of a GenBank genome assembly. Lineage: Eukaryota; Metazoa; Porifera; Demospongiae; Tetractinellida; Geodiidae.